Molecule: messenger RNA, 3108 nt
Organism: Phlebotomus argentipes
Lineage: Eukaryota; Metazoa; Arthropoda; Insecta; Diptera; Psychodidae
Gene: Lrt
Product: leucine-rich repeat-containing protein 15
Exons: 4
Coding region: 663-2867 (734 amino acids)
Molecular function (GO): protein binding
Source: RefSeq, a predicted model, not a curated record
UCGCUUCGAAGCCCACGUGCAAAGGUGGGAACAUCACGAAAUGGACUGCCGAUGUGCCUUUUCCACUUCUUGGGCAUUUUUGAAUGAAUUCUCUGUCUCUCUCUCGCACCGCUAACCACCUGUGCCUCUCUCUCUCUUCGUCUCUUCACUAGGCCUGAGCGCGCGAUGAGGCCGCGAACCCGACGCCAGUUGAUGGUUGACGAGCGGCGAGAGAAGUUGUGCGACUGCGUCUCAGGCUCUGGACAGUGGACACUCACCUGGUGUGAUCAUCAAUGAAAUUGGCGCCUCGCGCUGCACCAAAAGCCGUGACUUGUCCCGUGGCGCUGCGCGGCGCAGCGAAGAUUGCCCGUGUGCAUGAGAAGAGAGGAUUUCGUGAGUGUGCUCGAGUAUCCCAGGAAGUUGACUGUUUGAUUAGUGGGUGUGUGCAAAGUGGAAGAAGUGAUAAGGGGAAUAUUGACUGUAAUAUAUCGUGAGAGAUAAACAGACUUUGGGAGUGCGCGAAAGGCAGCAGAAACGCUCCAGUCGCUGGCCAGAGACAAGAGUGAGAAUAUCGAGAGUGUGUGUGUGCGUGUGUGGAAAUGGGGUUGGAAAAUUGCGCCUAAAAUGGACAGUGCUGCUGAAGACCAGUUUUAAAUGCUCGCCUCUUUGAGCUUCAUUCAGUCAUGCUGUAUUUCAGAUUGCUUCUUCUGCCGCUGUUCCUCCACUGGGCGAUCGCCGAGGAUGCGGACAAGGUGGCCGAUUGUGUUCCUGGCACCGCCGGGUGUCUGCAAGCGCCGGUGAUGAUCUCGGCGGAGUCCGUGGAGCCGUCAGGCCUGAAGUUUGUCAACAAAGCCGACAACAGGAAGCGAAAAGUGGAGAGGAAGUCCAUUGUGCUGGAGCCAGACAACCUGGGGCAGAACUGGAAGUGUCCCAACAUCACGCGGAAUCGCAAUCUCGAGUGCGGAUGCGACAUGCCGCACACGCUGAGGUGCAGCGGCGACAUCCACGGGCUGGAGUUGAUUGCGCAGGGACUGAGGGAGGCGGAAUACUCAGUCUCCCUGCUGGACUGCACCCUCAAGAAUGUCACCUUCCUCAGCGAUGCCAGGAUAUUCGAGAAUGUCUCCCUGCACGGCCUCGUGAUCUCCUCGGGGGAGAUCAAGAGGGUGCAUCGAUCGGCCUUUCUAGGGCUCAGAACACCUCUGCAAGCCCUCGGGCUGCCCAAUAACGCCCUCAUGAGCGUCCCGUGGAACUCCCUGACGCCUCUGAUGGCCCUCGAUCGACUCGAUCUGUCCAACAAUCGCAUCAAAGCUCUGGGCGCAACGGAUUUCGCAUCCCUGCAGAGGCUGACGUAUCUGGAAUUGAGUGAUAAUCAGAUCACGAGCAUUUCGCAGAGGACUUUCUCGCCCCUGAAGCGCCUGGUGACGCUCAAGGUGAAUGGAAAUCGCCUGGGAGACUUUCCCUCAAGCAUUCAAGCCAUUGGACAGUGUCUGAACCUGAGAGAGUUGGAUCUCAAGUCGAACAGCAUCAAAGGGCCGCUGACGAAGAAGCUUCUGCCGGGCUUGUCGCAACUGGAGGCGCUGAAUCUGGACAAGAAUGUCCUGACGAGCGUUCACAAUGGCGCACUUGAGGGCUUUCCACGUCUCAUUACGCUGUCCAUGCGACACAAUCAGAUUGAUGUGCUCCAGGAUCACGCCUUUCUGGGACUGAAUUCGCUGCAAGUGCUGGACUUGGGGUACAAUGGGAUCGUGGCCAUUUCUGGGGCUUCUCUGCUGCACCUCAAGAGACUCGUGGUGCUGGACAUGACGCACAACUUCCUGCGAGCACUGACGAGUGACUUGAUAGCGCCGCUGCCGGCGCUCAAGGAGCUGCGAUUGGAUGGGAAUGACAUCUCCAUUGUGGCGAAGAACGCCCUCGAGGGGACGAAUGAGCUGCACAGUCUCUCGCUGCUGGACAAUCCGCUGUCGUGUGACUGCACGCUGAGGCCCUUCGCCGAGUGGUUGGGCAGCAGCGUCUCCAUUCCGGCGCACGAUCUUCUGGGCGCCGUUUGCGCCACGCCGCCGCAUCUGGAAGGCGCUCCGCUGCUCCAGGUGCCCGUGGAGUCGCUGAGCUGCGAAGCGAGCGACGGAGAGUUCGACAACAGCAAUGUUCUGGAUCAGCUGGAGACGAUGUCCAAGAACAGCAGCUCGAGUCACAUCAAGGACUUGAGCGAUGUGAUCACGCUCAGAGAGCUGAAGCUGCAGCCGGACUACAGUCUCUCGCUCACGUGGAACAUCCUGGUCAGCGAAUACAGCUGCGACGCAAUCUUCGUGUACAAAGAGACCAAUAUUCAUGAGAUUCUCCUUGAUCACUCACCGAUCCACUGCGAGCGUUUGGGGUCGGACGAGAGUGUCGUGAGUGUGAAUCUGGCCGACAGUUCCGCCCUGAUCGUCGGCGAUAGUUACCGCUUCUGCCUGGUGCUGCUGAAGGAGAAGGGUGGGCAGUCUGAGCUCGUGGUGGGCUGUUCCAACAUCACGCGCCUCAUGCCAACCACGCCGCCACCCUCGGAUCUCUCCACCUUCGACCGCGUCUCGGCGGCCGAGGAGUUGCUGGUGCCGGAAGAGAACGCCACCGGCGACAGCGAGGCGAAGACGCUAGUUGAGAACCAAACGGUGGCCUUCUUCAACAACGUGCACAUCAACAAGAGCUUCCUGCCCGGCCUGGCGCUUGGUGUGCUCAUCAUGAGCGUCAUUGUGCUGAUCUGGGGCGCCACGAAGCUCAAGCAGAGCCGCCACGCGCCCACCGUGGCCACGUGCUACACGGCGUCCGGGAACGGCGUCGCCGCCGGCUGCCAGGACGCCGAGAACCACAACAAUCGCUACUUCAAGCUGCAGGCCACGACGAGCUUAUGAGGAAAGCGAAUAGUGUAAAAAGGCUUCUUCCUAACCGCUUUUUCCCGUUAUUGUGUAGAUAUUUCCACGAGUGAGAAUCACGAUUAACCACAAGUCAGUGUGCCAUAACCAGUGUGUUUGUGUGAGUGUUGUAGAGCAUAAGCAGAGGAUAUUUAUUGUAUUUUCCCAAGAGACUCCGGCAGUGAGAAAUAAAGACGGACAAGUUCUAACAAGAAGGACAAUCUUUUGUAUACAAAAUAAA